UGUUCCAAUUUCUGCUCUCUCUCACUCUCUCUCCUCUUUCCUAUCUUCUGUGACGCAUUCAGGCGAAGAGGGAGAGGAGAGACAGAGAGAGUCAGGCAGAAGAGAAUUGAAGAGAAAAGCAAGGGCACCUUCCCUGAAGACUCUCUCUAUCUCUUUCUAUUUCUCUCUCUCUCCCCCCCGAAAUACGAUUAUACAACAACCGCAAGACUCUCUCUGUCUCACAUUUCUUUCGGCAUCAUGAUCUCAUCCAAUGGAUGCAGCUUCCUGAGCAACACAGGGUUAGCUGGAUGUUUCAGUUCCUCUAGUCUACAGAGGAGGCGUUUUGUUCCUUUCAGGGUGGCAUGUUCGGCUUCUAGCGGUAGUUCAGGUGGUGACAGAAAGCACAGCCCUGUGAUGGAGACUAUAGCUGACGUGGACAAUAAUCCAACAGUAGCCGGCGGUGUUCGGGAUGUUUAUGGCGAGGAUAAGGCCACAGAAGAUCAAUAUGUUACUCCAUGGAGUGUUUCUGUUGCUAGUGGGUAUACCUUGUUGCGAGAUCCCCACUUUAACAAAGGGCUUGCCUUCACCGAUAAAGAAAGGGAUGCUCACUUCUUGCGAGGUCUUCUUCCCCCAACAAGCAUUCCACAAGAAACUCAGGUGAAGAAAAUGCUCCAGCAUAUACGUCAAUAUCAACUUCCAUUACAGAAAUACAUGGCAAUGAUGAAUCUUCAGGAGACAAAUGAAAGGCUGUUCUACAAACUUCUUAUUGAUCAUGUUGAGGAGUUACUCCCAGUUGUCUACACUCCUACUGUUGGAGAAGCUUGCCAGAAAUAUGGGAGCAUCUAUAUGCGUCCUCAGGGUCUUUAUAUAAGUUUGAAGGAGAAGGGGAGGGUUCUUGAAGUACUAAAAAAUUGGCCUGAGAAGGACAUUCAGGUCAUUGUUGUGACUGAUGGAGAGCGGAUCCUUGGUCUUGGGGAUCUUGGCUGUCAGGGGAUGGGAAUACCAGUGGGGAAACUUUCUUUAUAUACUGCACUAGGAGGAGUACGCCCUUCUGCUUGCUUGCCCAUAACCAUUGAUGUUGGCACGAAUAAUGAGGGACUGUUGAACGAUGAAUUAUAUAUAGGGCUCAGGCAAAGGCGAGCAACCGGCCAGGAAUAUACCGAACUUGUCCAUGAAUUUAUGACAGCAGUCAAGCAAAAUUAUGGGGAAAAAAUCCUUGUUCAGUUCGAAGACUUUGCAAACCACAAUGCUUUUGAUCUACUUGAAAGAUACAGAUCAACACAUCUUGUGUUCAAUGACGAUAUUCAGGGAACAGCAUCGGUAGUCCUUGCUGGACUUGUUGCAGGCCUGAAAUUUGUUGGGGGGAAGUUAUCUGAUCACAAAUUCUUAUUCCUUGGAGCCGGAGAGGCUGGCACUGGAAUAGCAGAGCUCAUAGCACUUGAAACUUCAAAACAGACAGGGGCAUCACUAGAAGAAGUGCGCAAAAACAUUUGGUUGGUGGACUCAAAGGGAUUGAUCGUCAGCUCCCGUAAAGAAUCACUUCAACAUUUUAAGAAGCCCUGGGCUCAUGAACAUGAACCGAUCACAGAACUUGUAGAUGCGGUUAAAAAAAUUAAGCCCACAGUGUUGAUUGGAACAUCAGGUCGAGGCAAAACUUUUACUCAAGAGGUGAUUGAGGCUAUGACUGAAAUUAACGAGAGACCUAUGAUUCUUGCCCUUUCCAACCCAACAUCAAAGGCAGAAUGUACUGCUGAAGAAGCUUAUACAUGGAGCAAGGGACGCGCCAUUUUUGCUAGUGGGAGCCCGUUUGCCCCAGUUGAAUAUGAGGGGGAAGUACUUGUGCCCGGCCAGGCCAAUAAUGCAUACAUAUUUCCUGGAUUUGGUCUGGGUUUAAUAAUGUCUGGGACCAUUCGUGUACAUGAUGACUUGCUUUUGGCAGCCUCGGAGGCUUUGGCUUCACAAGUGAGAGAGGAGCACUUUGACAAGGGACUCAUUUACCCACCGUUCAAAGACAUCAGAAAGAUUUCAGCUCAUAUUGCUGCAAAAGUAGCUGCCAAAUCAUAUGAACUUGGGUUGGCCACUCGUCUUCCUCAACCAAAAGAUUUGGUUAAAUUUGCUGAGAGCUGCAUGUAUACUCCAGCCUACAGAAGAUAUCGGUGAAGAAACAAUAUCCUUUUUAUUAUUUAUUUUCUUGACCUUGGCGUGAAAUUGUUUUUAUUGUCAAUUUUUUUUAUUUUAAAUAUUCAUCUGCUCUUGUAGUUUGUUGAGUGAGUAAGAAAGCCUAGCUGUUUACUGUUGGUAGUGCUAGUCGGUGUAGACAAUAACUUGGAAACUUAUAUGUAAUAGUGUUAAUUUUAUAUGAUGAAUCACUUAUAGGUAUGAUUUGUGUAAAGGUUUUAUUUUGCCUGAUUUA
Neltuma alba is the source of this 2392-nucleotide messenger RNA. RefSeq names its product NADP-dependent malic enzyme. Gene Ontology annotation, molecular function: NAD binding; malate dehydrogenase (decarboxylating) (NADP+) activity. The transcript is spliced from 20 exons. Gene Ontology annotation, cellular component: chloroplast. The coding region runs from base 238 to 2139 and encodes 633 amino acids. Gene Ontology annotation, biological process: pyruvate metabolic process; malate metabolic process. Lineage: Eukaryota; Viridiplantae; Streptophyta; Magnoliopsida; Fabales; Fabaceae. The record is from RefSeq and is a predicted model, not a curated record.